AUCUUAUCAUUUUUACUGAAAAUUAAAAAACUUGAAAACGAAGUUGUGCUAAAUUAACGAUGUUAUAUAUAAUUAACUUAUUAAUGUAAUGAUAUAUGUAAGUCGUUCAAAUUAAUUCUUCGUGAUAGUAUGUGAUACUAUAGGUGUGAUUAGCUCAACGACUUUUUCACAUUUUUCACAUCUGAAUCAACGCACCCUGUGCCCGGUGCCGCCGACCCAAAUGGCAUCCACCUCGCCGGAACCCGCCGCCGCCGACGAAACUAUCGACACCAUCCACAUCCGUCGCCUAGAGUGUUCCGACCACGAGAGGGGCUUCGUCGCCCUUCUCUCCCAGCUCUCCCCCUGCCCGGACCUCACCACAUCCGUGUUCGCCACGCGCUUCGCCGAGCUCGCGGCGCAGGGCGACGACCACAUCAUCCUCGUGGCCGAGGACCCCUCCGCCUCGGACCGGCGGAUCCUCGCGACAGGGUGCCUCUUCGUGGAGCGUAAGUUCCUGCGAGGCUGCGGCAAGGUGGGGCACGUGGAGGACGUGGUGGUCGAUGCCGCCGCGCGCGGCAGGGGUCUCGGGCUCCGCAUCGUGCGCCGCCUCGUGGAGAUCUCCAGGGACGCCGGCUGCUACAAGGUCAUCCUCGACUGCACCCCCGAGCUGCGUGCCUACUAUGCCAAGUGCGGAUUCGUGGAGAAGGGUGUCCAGAUGGCCGUCUACUUCUGAGUUCUGAUCUAGAGAUUCAUUGCUAAGGAGUGAUGGCAUAUGCGCUCGUUCUGCUUAAAGACCCCAUCUAAAUUUGCCGUGAAUUUUGGCAAUUGAGAAGCUUCCUUAGAACUGUAUUAAUCCUUUAUAAGAACCGAUAGAUGUUCAUUUUUGUCUUCUAAUUAUGUUUGGCGAGGCCAUUAUGAAUAAUGUUCCCCACUUCUGUUCCCGUUUGCAUCAUCAAACGAGAUAUUAGCCUGUUUGUUCCGGAUUCCAAACGCUUCGGCUGAACUCGCUUAUUUGAAUCAUUUAAAUCAAUGUGAAUAUAAAAUUUGCUGA
Messenger RNA from Zea mays, 1030 nucleotides. RefSeq names its product glucosamine 6-phosphate N-acetyltransferase. The record is from RefSeq and is marked validated. Gene Ontology annotation, molecular function: glucosamine 6-phosphate N-acetyltransferase activity. NCBI's taxonomy places the organism in Eukaryota, Viridiplantae, Streptophyta, Magnoliopsida, Poales, Poaceae.